Messenger RNA from Colletotrichum higginsianum IMI 349063, 1092 nucleotides. RefSeq names its product Nucleoporin nup44. The transcript has 3 exons. Gene Ontology annotation, biological process: nuclear pore organization; NLS-bearing protein import into nucleus; protein localization to nuclear inner membrane. Gene Ontology annotation, cellular component: nuclear pore; nuclear pore central transport channel. Gene Ontology annotation, molecular function: structural constituent of nuclear pore. The coding region runs from base 1 to 1092 and encodes 363 amino acids. Lineage: Eukaryota; Fungi; Ascomycota; Sordariomycetes; Glomerellales; Glomerellaceae. The record is from RefSeq and is a predicted model, not a curated record.
AUGAGUUUAUUCGGAGCACCGAAGCCCGCAGGGCAGACUGGGGGCCUCUUCGGCGGUGGUGGAUUCGGCAGCACGCUGGGACAGUCGACACAGCAGCAGCAGCAGCAACCGCAGCAACAGCAGCAGGGAAACCAGCAGCAAGGUGGUCUGAGUUUGUUUGGGCAAACGCAGAACCAGUCAAACGCCUUUGGGAACUCGUUUGCCCAGUCUCAACAGCCCCAACAGCAGCAGCAACAACAACAACAACAGCAGCAGCAGCAACAGCAGCAGCAGAUGCCCAGCUUGUCACAGUCGCAAGCACAGCUUUCAAGCUCCCUCUGGCAACCCGGCAGGGACACACCUCAGAGCCAGAAGCCUAUACCCGAACAAAUGGCCCUCAUCUUCGAGAAGUGGAACCCCACAAACCCCAACUGCGCCUUUAAGCACUACUUCUACAACAAGGUCGAUGAGGCGUCGGUCCCCUUCUACAAACCCGGCCCGCACGAAGAUCCCAAGGAAUGGGAGGAGGCGCUGCAAAAGAAGCCUGCGCCGGGCUACAUUCCGGUCCUCUGCACAGGAUUCUCGGGCGUUGCGGCGCGCCUCCAGACGCAGAAGAAGGUUGUCGGGGAGCUUAACGUGCGCCUGCACCAGAUCAACGCCAGCCUGGACGCAAUUCUCUCGCGGCAUGACCUCGAGACGAGCGUGCGCGCGCUGGCGGCCCGCCGGCGCCACGUCGUGCUCCGCGAGCGGUGCCUCGCCCUCGCCGCGCGUGUGCAGGUGUUGCGCAACCGUGGCUACGCCCUCAGCGGCGACGAAGACGACCUGCGGCUCAAGCUGGUGGAGCUCGAGCGCAACGUGCAGGACCCCGCGCUGGCGGCGAGGGAGGAAGAGCUCUGGAGCCGGCUGAUCGUGCUCCGGGACUACGCAGACCAGCUUAUGAAGGAGACCAGUAAGCCCGCGUUCGCGAGCGGCGAGGGUUUAAGCGAGGAGACGGAACACAAGACGAAGAAGGUCCUGGAAGACUACGAGAAGCAGAUCCAGCACCUCAAGAAGGAGGUCGAGUCGAUCACAAAAGCCUUUGCUGACUGGGAGAAGGAGCGGAACCCGAGCUGA